Hippoglossus stenolepis (Pacific halibut) is the source of this 886-nucleotide messenger RNA. It is a transcript of the gene swi5, whose product is annotated as SWI5 homologous recombination repair protein. Gene Ontology annotation, cellular component: Swi5-Sfr1 complex; Swi5-Swi2 complex. Gene Ontology annotation, biological process: double-strand break repair via homologous recombination. The transcript is spliced from 5 exons. Bases 101 to 511 code for a protein of 136 amino acids. The record is from RefSeq and is a predicted model, not a curated record. NCBI's taxonomy places the organism in Eukaryota, Metazoa, Chordata, Actinopteri, Pleuronectiformes, Pleuronectidae.
CGUCAGCCGCGAACUCCAAACGUCCUGCUCUUCGCACGUUGCUCUUCUGUUGCGUUAAAAUCCACCAUAACACGGUCGUUUUCGUCACAUUUACGGCAGCAUGAACUCUGAGCAGCCGACUGAAACCAGCCGCGGUGAAGAUACGUGUUCAGGUUCAACGCCGGAGCAGAGCGACGUGAAGAAAGCGGCUAACAAGCGAACACCAUUUUCCAAAUUUAAGAGGGUGAAUUCUAACUUCAAAUCACCUAUUCAAGUAACUGAGAGGGCUAAAGUUAGUCCUGCAGAGGAGGUGGCAGAGCUAGAGCACAGAAGAGAUCAGCUGGACGCAGAGAUAGCACAGCUGGAGGCUGAAGGAUGCAACGUAGACGAGCUGGAACAUCAUAUUGAUAUGCUGCAUGAAUACAAUGACAUCAAAGACAUUGGACAAUCACUCCUGGGUCGUAUUGCUGAUCUGAGGGGGACCACCACACGAGAUCUCUACAGCCACUUUGGUCUGGAGCUGGAAGACUGAAAAUAUACGAAUGAAAAUACAGUGGUGAGAAUGGUUUCCAAACACCGAGGGGAGGGAGGCAUAAGGAUAAAAACAAAGAAAAGGAGCAGAAUAAGUUUUUGGUAGGAGUUUGGAUGUGGACUAAAGAUGUGAUUGGAGAAACUGUAUUGACCUGAACUUCCUCCUUUAGACAGAGAGAGAUCUGAUUAACGUCAGUGAGCAUGAUGAGGUGACAAUGGUAUCGGUACAGCAGGCAGAUCUAAUAUUCAAGAGAUACCAUCUGCUUUGGACAAUUAAUAUAAGACUUUAACAUAAAACAAAUGUAUAUAUUAUAUGACUUUUCUCCGGCAUAUUGUUUGUGCAAGAAUAAAUUGAUGGGUGAGAAAUUAAAACCAA